Arabis nemorensis is the source of this 216-nucleotide messenger RNA. NCBI's taxonomy places the organism in Eukaryota, Viridiplantae, Streptophyta, Magnoliopsida, Brassicales, Brassicaceae. The record is from the annotation of a GenBank genome assembly.
AUGGCUACACAUCCGAACUACACGGGUUUGACCAUUGUGAGAACAUUCUCACUUGAUCACUACGAGGGUGGUGCUUGGAACACUGGUGGAUCAUGCACCGGGAAAGAAGAACCGAUCCUUCCUGGGAAGCUAGUGAAAAACGGGUUCACAGAGAUAAUGUAUGAGAAGCAAGCGACAGAGUUUAACCGAGCUGUGGAAAAAGUCUCAGAAACUUAA